AAAUUUUAUUUCAUCAACAAUCGAUUUUCUCUGGGCACUUUAUGCAAAAUUUCCGAAAUAAAAUUUGAUUCUAGAUUUCCUCGAUAGACAAAUAAGGAAGGUGUCGGAUUUCAAGGAAGUUUCAAGGUAUAUUUAGUGUUGUAUCUAUUGUUGUUUUUAUAGCAAUGCAAACGAGUGUCGCAGCAGGGUUUGAAAUUGUCAUUAAUCUAUUUUGUCAUUAUGCAUAUAGUUAAUUUCGACCUAGGGUUUUGAUUUAUAUUGUAAAGUAAAUACUUUAUAAAGUUAGUUAUGGAUGAUAUAUGGGAUAAACUCGACGGAUAUACAAAGGUGAGUGCUUUGUUUUAGUUAAAAUCGGGUAAACUUUCGGCAAAAGUCACUCUGUGAAAAUACUGUUGCAUUCAAAUGCUUGAAUUUCGAUAGAUUGACUCGAUUUAACAAUUUCUUUAUAUGGGCCGAACAUAUGUAAUAUACCUGAUUCAAUAUAGCAUUUAUAGCAUCGUUUUAGAUCAUUAGAAGCGAUUAAAGACUUCAAAAAUAUCUGGACGCUUAACUAGCGCUUGUGAGGAUAUUUAAAAGCUUAAAAUAAAUUGGCAACUUUUGGUAAUUUCGAAUUUUAUAAUUGUAGACAUUGUAAUCAACUACGGUUUAUUAGCAUGAGGUUUUGUGGGUUUUAGCAGCGGUUCUGUUGCCUUUUGAUCACGCUAAGCGCCCCUGACCUAUCUCGGUUAACGUUUUAAACAGAAACCACUUAAAUUUUUGCUUGAGCGGUCGAGUAAAUCUAUAUAAACAAGGCAUAGUUUUGAAUUCGCUUGCGUUUUUGCAACUUUUUAUUACGUUGAAUGGCGUUUCCGAAAAGUAAACAUCUAAAUUUGGGCAAAGCUACUACGCUGAAAACCUCGCUAAAACUACGCUGAACCUAUAUUUGACCUUGUAUAUUUGACGUUUAUAAAACAAUCCAACUAAACCAAAAACAAACACUUGCAAUUUAUCUACAAAUAGGUAAAAAUGUGAGCUAGUGUAUAUAAUAUUUAGAGGGAUAAUUUAUACUUUGUGUAUAUUAUAAAAUUUGAGUUCCCGUUGGUUUAUACUCGAAAGUGCUAGAAUAAGCAUGGCAUUAGGAUUGUAUUUUUCUUCAUUCAACCGAGUAAAUUGAAUAGCAUAGUGUUUCCGAGGACAAAAGGCAACUUGUCAAGAGUCUUAAAAGAAAUUAAAUUGAUUUAUAUAAUUUUGGCCAUUUCCUUUUGUGAUGCAAACUCAUUAGUAAUUCGAUCAUCCAAGCGCGGAUUAAUUCUGGUUUUGGGUGACUUAACAUGUCUCUCCUAAACAUGUGUUUUGUGUAUUCAGUGUGUUAAAUGUGAAUUUUGUUAAUAGUUUUGUUAAAAAUGUUGGAGUAUUUAUGUAUUUUGUUGUAUAGCAUUGGAGUUUGCACUGAAUGAAAUUAUAUGAAAGGUUACAAUUUAAAUAAUUUACCAAUGAAUUAACCCUUGCAAUUUGGUCUUAACCAAUCAGAAUACAGAGACUUGUCAUGCAUUGGGGUGAAUGCAUUGGGGCAUGUAUAUUUUGACAAGUGAUUAAUCCAUACAUAGAGUCUUGCCAGCCUCUCUACCUAAUUAUCUUUAAUGACAAGCUUUCGGCUCUCAGACUAUAUAGCCAAAAGCUAAUCUUCAUUAAAAAUAUUUUUGGUCAGAGAAAGUCUGAAUUUUAAUACUUGGAAAGUUUAAUUAAGGCCCAUCUGCAUAUAGGCCAUAUGUAUUUGAAUAAAUGCACAUAAAGAUGCCACAUUUCACCAUAAACUAAUGAACAUGAAUAGUUGACAUCCGCUGUCGUUUUCAUAUUCCAGAAUGACAAUCAUAUACAACUAGUCGUGCCAGUCCAGAAGCAGUUCAAAGGGGCUGCAAAAUCCAAGAGAAAGAAUAUAUGUGAUGCACAUUAUAUUUAAGAUUAUACAGUGAACACACAUCUACUCACUGUAGCAUGAGGGGGUAGGGUUAGGACCUGCUGAAUUAAGUUAUAUUUGCCAAAACUGUAGUCAUGAUAAAUUAUUUUUCUCUAGAGUGAUUAUCUGUACAGCAGUGAUGAUGAAGGUCAUGAAACUUACUUUGAACAAACAGAGCAUCUCUACAUAAGCACUAAGGUACUCACUGUAGUUUAGGGAAAAAAGUAUUGAUUCAAUCAUAGUAUAUACUUUUACAACUUUUACACUGGAACCCCAUUCCACAAAGGAUGGAAUGUAUUAACGGGGUACCUUUAUAAGAAAAUGUAUUGCCUUGGCAUUUUUCGGGGACAAAAAUAAGUGACUGUAAUAAAGAGGUGGCCAUAUUAACGGAGUGGCCCUAAAUUGGGGUUCCACGUACUGUGCAUGAAUUCUUUGCAUAAUACUCAUAUUAAUCAUUGAUCCUCUCUUCUUUCUAGAAAUUUCAUACAACUGAAGGUAAGCCUGAAAAUUAUAUUAUUUUUCAUUCCCUGGGAAAGUGUGCCAGUUCUUAGAUCUGGCACAAUCCUGAGAUAGGGCCUAUACUUAAAUACUUGUUGCCCACCAAGAAAUUCCUUGUAUUUUGGUUGGCCACGCCACCCAUGUGUUAAUUACAAAAUACUUCUUCAUCUAUAGCAGUUGAUGACGAAAGUUUGUGCAGUGAUGAUGUAGAGCCACAACAGGAGAUAGUUGAAGAAAAACAAGAAAUACAAAGAAAUAUACAUGAAAGUUUGCUGGAUGAAAUGAAAAAAAGUGAACUACACAACAGUAGUGAAACAAGAAAUGUCCAAGAAAAAGUUGACAAGAUGUCUGCAGAAAAAUCUCAACAGAAAGAAGAGCUAAAUGAAAUGCAACACACGGCACAGGUCUGUGGAGAGAGAAUAGGGGGAUUAGACUGGGUUUUUUUAAAUAUAAUUUUGCCCCAGUUUGUCUCAUCUCCAUGUCUGCUGUUCAGCAUAACAUGUGCACAUGAAGGUUAUCUCCCCAUAUUUUGCACACAAACAUGUUUCUACUGAAUCUUGACCCCAAUUGCAUACCUACCUGUAACCCUUUUCGGCCUAUUGUGCAUGAAACAUGACAAAAUAACAACAUGAAAACGAGAUGAAGAGACUGGUUUAAUAUAUUUUCUAUUCACUAGGUCAUCAGCAAGAGUGCUCGAAUGUCAGCCACAGAUGUUUUAUCAACCAUUACAAACAGUGAAACAAUUGAUCAUGAGGACAGUGGACGAAUGGUAAAACCACGGUCACUAUAUAGAAUGAGAGGAAAACUACUAAACAUCCUGGAUUAUCAAUCAGCUCUGUUUUUUCUAACUUAUAAUAACUUUUUAAUCUUACCAAUUUUUGUAUAGGAUGAAUAUUAUGAGAGAAUUAGAUCAACUGAUACUGGUGAUGGCCCUUCUGAGCAGGUACACUUAGGGACAUAAUGUACAAAUGUGCUUAUAACCCUGUCUAUACUAUUUACAAUAUGAGGGGCUGUGUUGUACCAGAUACACAAACUCUUGUCGGAAUAAAUGGCUUGUGAACAUCUUGAUGAGAACAUUCAUAUUCUUCAACAAUUUAAAUUAAAUGAAUGAUAUUUGGUGAGAAAAUUUUACUGUAAAGUUUAUGUAAAACAGCAUGAUUUCUGUAUCAGAUAUACAAACUCCUUCACGCUCAUGAUUUCUUUUGUGUUUUCGUCAUGAAUUAUUAAUGAGUUUCACAAAUUUAUUUGCAGUCUCCCAUAUGUGAACUCCAUUUAUUACAUUUGCAGGAUGCUCGUGAAAACGAAAGAAAAUCAUCUCCAUCUGAUGUGGAUUUACCCAGCAUUGCGCCAGUAAGUUUAAGUUAAAAGGGGGUGUAGUAGGACACAUUGCAUCUUGGUUAAUGGUUCUCGUCAUCAUGGAAAAAUUUAUUUCUUGUGACCAAUACCACUAUAUUUCCGUAGCUGUCGACGCCGCUCAACAUAGGAGUUAUGAAGAGUAAAGCAAGCGUAGCUCGACAAGGCUCAAUGAAGACAAGACGUAAACCUACUACGGUGAAGAGAAAGAGCUGGACGCCAGGAAUGGAUGAAUUUAUACGUGAACAGGAUGAAAUGAUUGUGGACGACGCACAAGACAAUGAACAAGGGUAAGCUAAUUUUACUUUACAUCAGAAUGCAGUACUUAUAGGCGUGGGACAGAAAUCAAACCAGGUUGUUGUGUAUUUUACAUCAGACCAGGUUAUUGUGUAUUUUGAAAGCACCAUCCGAUGUGACAACAAUUUUGUCUCCUGGGCCGGUUGUUCCAAAGCUGGUUGGCUUAACCCUUGGUUAACCUAAAAUCCAAAGCAAACUUCCAAACAGCUUGUUUAUAUAAAUUUGGAAAUAUUUCUUCAGAAAUCUUGUCUGGAUCAACAGGAAUUUUCUUCUUCUAACUAAAACGGCGAGUUAAAUUUUAAUCCAGGGUUUAGCUCUAAUCCAGGGUUUAGCUCUAAUCCAGCUUUGGACAACUGUCACAACUGGGGUCGCUAACCCUUGGUUAAAUUUUAACCCGCUGCUUUGGGUACAUCUGCAAAUAUGUUUAUUUCAAAACUUUAGAAAAUAAUACUUCUAUUGAUCUGGACAAUAUUUCUGGAAAAAUAUCUCUCUGUUUAUAGACAAACUGAGCAGCACUGCACGUAGUUUGUCUUUCUAACUUUACUGUGAAAUCAUCUAAAUCUAAGAAGCGGUGCUUUAAAUGUACAAACUCCGUGCUUCUCUAGGGACACAUGGGUUACCACGAAAGCUGAGAAUGAAGGUGAACCUCGGACUGGUUUGAUCACACCAUCGGACUCGAGUUCGGAGGAUGAAAAAGAAGUGGUGAAACAACAUCUCCGUUCUGGCGUUGCUCUGCCAGGCUUGGGUGAUGCGCUGAAAAUACAGAUGACACGUUCUGAACUCAAGGUAAAGCUGGUGAACUUUUGGAGAAACUAAAAUAAUAGAUAGCUUGUAGAUAGCUUCUAUACGUUCUGUUAAACUGUUCUCCCCAGCGAUCCAGUGAGAUCCGUGUCUUUCUCGGUGCCGUUUUACUAGCCAUGGCAACUGGUCAUGCUAUGCUAAUACACAUACAUCUAAAUAGGUUAAAGAGUGAAGACAAUACAUUUUUACUGUCGUUCCAAUUGAAGUGCUGCUCAAAUAUUGAUUCAAUACAUUACCUCGGGCUGACCAAUUCAUUUGAUCAAGUUCCUCGAGAUAUUCAUACACUUCCUGUGAAAGAGCCAAUUCCAAGUAUUUGAUCAUUUCUGGUCCCUUUCUAUUUAUGAUUGGUUAGUUGCACAAACAACAAAGGUGAUUGGUGCAUUCAAACUAUUCAACAGGAAGUUUACAAUUAUACUAGGAAGUGUAGGAAUAUCUCGAGGAACUUGAUGAAAUGAAUUGGUCAUCCCGAGGUAAUGUAUUGAAUCAAUAUUUGAGCAACACUUCAAUUGGAACGACAGUAAAGAUUUGAAUAAUGCAAAUCAUUAAAUAUUUUCCUAGGCUUCGCCACUGGAUUGGUCGGAGUACCUGGAGAAAACCUGCAGUGCUUGGUAGAGUCCAACUGGAAGCACUAUUCUCGCAUGUGACUGAGAUGAAAUUAUAGUCAGACAACUGCAUAUUGCAGAAAUUAAACCUCAGUCACAGAGGUGGAAGUCACACAAGAGACUGGCCACACAUGUUUUUGUAUCUUAAUAGUUGCAAGCAGUAUAAGUAUAUCAUGCUCCCACUGCCUUUUUUGACAGUCACAAAAUAUUUCCUUUCCAGCGUCCGACAGCCCUAAGUCUUGCGAAAACCGCCAAAGAUGCGAAGGAUAACGAAGUGACAAAAGAAGACAAACUCGAGACAUCGCCAAGCAAACCUCACUGGAUGAAAGAAAUGGAGGAACGCAAAAAGAAACAACCCAGAGCUGCUCCUCAGAGAAGACACAAAACCUUGCCUGCACGAUGUUCUGAACUCGACACACUUUUCGAACAACGAAAACAAGUACAAUCAACUGAAGAUCCCACGAUCCAUGGAUCUAGGCCCGCAAGUCGUCCCGGUGAAGAUAUUGAUCCGGAGCUACAAAAAAUGUUUGAAAGAAGAAAAAACUUAACACCGUUGGAAGUCGAAGGGGAUGGAGGUGCUAAAGAAACUGAAAGACCAACGAGUUUUCACGGCGAUCAGAUUGAUCCUCAAUUAAGUAAAAUGUUUGAGAAAAGAAAAAAUUUAACGCCUUUGGAAGUCGAAGAUGGGAGUGUUGAUAAAGAUAUAGAAAGACCUAAAAGUUUUCAUGGCGCUCAAAUAGAUCCUGAACUUAGUAAAGUGUUUGAAAAAAGGAAAAAUUUAAAACCGUUGGAAGUCGAUGGUAACACCUCCGGCGAAGCCGGUGUUGUAAAAGAAAUAGAAAGGCCAAAAAGCUUCCACGGCGAUGAGACGGACUCGGAGUUGAAUAAGAUGUUUGAAAGACGAAAAAAUCUCAAACCAGUUGAAGGGAGGGCGACUAAUAGAGACAACGACGACGCCGAUCAAGUUUUUAAACCAAGAAACGUUCACUUACAAAACAGCCAAGCGACCGAGUUGGAUAACGUUUUCGAGAAGCGCAAGCACCUGCGACCUGUGGAAGGAAUAAGGUCACCACAAGGUAGGUGUGAUGAAUCGUCAGCUGUCGGGAGCUCUUCGGCUGAUCUUCGUCAGACAUCCGGAAUUGUUCGUGCAAGAUUUCAUGAUAGCAAACUAGAACCUUUGCCCGGCCGAGGUGAGGUGAAAGUGGCGACUGUUUCCGAGGUGGAGGUGAGAACUGCACGGCAAGUUCACGAGAGCAGACGAAGGAUUUCACCUGAGACAAGUGGGGCUCAAGUUGGUAGAGGGCCAACUCAUGCGAGUGUUGGUCAGGGUGGGCCCUCCAAACCCCCUCACCCACCCACAAGUGGGGCUCAAGUUGCGGAGUUUGUUUUCGAUGGUAGAGGCGCCUCACACGCCACUGUUGGUCGUAUACCAGGUCCAAGUGGCAACUCCAAGACACCCUCUCAUCCACCUGUACGGGAACAAGGCAACACCAGACAGGACGGCGCACACGUUGCGGCAAACCAGCGUGGGAACUUCAACCCUAUUGGUCAACAGCAACGUGUAUCACCUGGAGAAAGGCAUGUUGGACCAGAAACUACCGGAGCACAUGUGGCCCAGUUUGUUUUUGAUGGCACCGCUGCUGCAUCGCAUGCGACCGUGGGUCGAAUACCAGCUGGAGGAAAUCAAAGACCUGUUCAUGGGGAUCAGCCCCAAGAUCGUGGUACUCGUAAAACGUCGCCGCCAAGAGUCGACAGUUAUUCUGAUCACGUGAUUGCUGCACCUGACGCCCACGUUGUUGAUUCGCGUGAUGUCAACACGAAGCAAGCAGUAAUUUCUCCCACAUCAUCGAAAUACGACACGCGAAAUUUCAUAGAACAGCUUUCUCGGAAAUCAGUUUCUGGAAAAACACAAACUCAGGGUAAGUCUGUAUCAAAACCAUCAAAAUCUCGUCCGGGGGAUAACCCUCCGGAACAUAGGCCCACCAGCUUAAACAUUGAACAGGGAAAGCAGCAAGGGAACAAGGAGUAUCACCCACCUCGCAGAUCUCAUCACGGUGACCUGCAACCUCAGAGGAAUAAUAUACCCCACUCACAAUCCCAUACCUCCCCACCUGAGAAACCCCCUCGCUGUAACCUCCCACCCAUAAAUAGCCCACCUUCCCCACCCUCCCAAGGUUCAGACCUUAGAUCACUACCCCACUCACUCUCGUACCCUCCAAAUUCCCAGUUCUCAAAUCACCCACCGUUAAAUGCUAGAACGUCUGACCCCCGGCUGCUUUCACAUUCCCCACACUCUCCCAAAGCACCCAAGGAAGGUAGGGUUACCUCGCCCCGCACUGUGAGAGUGCGGGAAGUUACAAGUCCUGUGAGGGAUGUGGAUUCUGAGCCGAGAGACGGAAGGAGAAUGAAUACUUCUACAAACGUAGGGGAUAUGAGACAUUCUGUGGGAAAUACGGCGAGUGAAACUGAGUUUGUAAGAAACAAAACUAUGCGGAAUAGUGGGGAAAUUGAGGGAUCCGCUAAUGGAGUAAGAAAUGAUGUGAAACAAGACGGUUUUGCGAGGUUACGGAAUGAUGAAAUGUAUGUUAAUCGUAAUCCCGACUCUAAUGGCCAACAUGAUAAAGGAGCGGGGAAGAGAAUGAGAGGUCGAAGUCCUAACAGGUCUGAGCGUCUAAAACUUCAGAAGGUCAAAAGUUCUGAUAGAUCCGACGAUCAAAUCCUUCAUAAGGUUCGAAGCCCUGAAAGAUAUGACAACCAAAGGAACAGGAGAGAUCGAAAUUCUCAAAGUGAUCAAAAGAUACUUCAAAGUUUUGAUACGUCUGGUUAUGAGAAGAUAAAUAGGUUACGAAGUCCGGAAAGAUCAGGCAAUCAAGAGAUUAAGGGGAGUAAGAAUCGUGACCAAUCAACUGAUGAAAGGAGAGUUAAAAGUCCUGAAAGAUCAGACGGUCGAAGAAUGACGAGGUCUGAUAAUCCUGACAAAUCAAGCUUGAAUAGUAGGCUUCAAAGCUCUGAAGGCGAUCCAAGGCUUAACAGGGUCCGAAGUCCUGAACGAAUGCGUGAUCAGAGAAUCAAUAGAGUCCGAAGUCCUGACAGAUCAGGCGAUCAAAUGAUUGGUAAGCUUCAACAUCCUCAGAGAUCAAAUGGCGAAAGGAAAAGUAGGCUUGCAAAUGCGGAGAGACCCAAUGCUCAAAGGGAUGACCGUGCUUUAAGGGUUCGAGACUCGCGUUCCCCUUAUAGAAAUUCCCCUGUGGGACACGAUAUUUUAAAUAAAAGAAACGGCGAUAACGGUUACUAUAACAAUAAACCAAACAUUUCGCAUGCAAUUCCUAAUGGGGUACAGAAUGACAAGAACUUUGAGAACCGGACGAGGGGAAUGAAAACCCCUGUCACACAAAGGAGUAAUAUUUUAAGUCGUGAAAGUGUUGAACGUCCUAAACCGGUAACUGUGACUGUAUUGUCUGUGUCUGAGAGUCCUGUGUGUGUCAAGUCUCCUGUGAUUGGGCGAGCGCUGUCACAUGACAGGGAUAAUAUGGCGUAUGGUGAGUGUAUGGUUAAUGGUAAAGUGAAUGGUGAUGUCGGGAGGCGGGGAGUUAGAGCUGAGAGAGCAAGCAGGUUUGGUAAGUUAUCGAGUAAUAAUGUUCAUCACGACAUCCCACUCUAUUCUAUCAUUACUUUGUGUACUUUUACCAAACCAACACCGCUAUAGCAUCCUUCCAAACAUAAUCCAUCACUUUCUCCUUUGCCCUGGUUCCCAUCUCGCAAACUCGUCAUGUUCCGUUUUCUUCAUGUGCCCAUACCAUGUAUUCAAACUCGUGCCCAGGGUCUUCUUGGUAUGACCGUGGGCACGAGGUUGACCAUCUAUUUUCUCGUAUCUCCCAGUUUCACUACCUUCCAUUUCUUCCUAUAUGUUUUGGCUUCUCAUUCUUACACUACCAGAGUUUCUGUGAUCACAGUAGAAAUUUUGCACAGGUAAAUUCUAAGUUUUGAAGGAUUUGUAAGAAAUGUUUGAGGGAACUGACUCGGUGUCAAACAUUGAGACAGUUCCCUCAAACAUUUCUUACAAAUCCUUCAAAACUUAGAAUUUACCUAGAUGCAAAAUUCCUACUGUGAUCACAGAAACUUUGAUAGUGUAAACCAGGCUUUCGCCUUUUGUCUGGGUUUUAAACACAGGACGAGCUUUUUGAGCGAAUGUGUCCUGACUAUAGAUGAUAAAGGCAUUAAUAAGUACUUGUUUAUGUUAUGUGUUAAUAUCAUCACGUUGCCCAUCCAUUUACCAAAUUGUGAAAUGUGUUCUGAAUCUGUUUUUACCUGAAGAUGUCCAAAGCUCUGAGUCACCCGCCGUACCAAAAUGGAAACAGGAAUUACGAGAGAAGAAACGUUUACAGAAAGAAAGACAGGGAGAAAGACAGAAAGAUAACAUUCAACCUCAACAGUCAGGGGUAAGAUUGGACGGUAUUAAACCGUUUUUUCGCUAGAGGAACCGUAAGGAACGACCCUAAGACCCUUACUGGACCUCUAUGGAGAACAGUUUAGAACUGAUAGAGCCAUCCAGUAUAAAUAACGUUAGGUUUAGUUUAGGUUUCCUCCUGUAGUAACACUGGAUCAAUGGGAGAUGAUCCUUACUGGACCUCUAGGGGGAAUAGUUUAGAACUGAUAGAGCUAUCCAGUAGAAAUAAAGUUAGUUUAGUUAGGUUUCCUCCUGUAGAAACACUAGAGUGAUAAAGGAUAAAAUGUAUUGGACAUCUAGGAAGUCCUGACAGAACUAUCCAGUAUAAAUAAAGGUAUAGUGUAGAGGUUAAGGCAAGCAUGUUUGGCACUCUUCACAUCACAAUGUGUGUUGUUUAGAAUGACAUGGCUGAAUGGCAGAAAAGACUGAAGGGAAUUAGGAAGACGUGGGGAACUGAAGAGAGUGAAGAUACCACUGGAAGUGACGAUGGUCAAACAACAUCACAGGGUGAUCAUGUGACUAGAUCAGAUGAAGAUGAACAAAAUGUUCCAGGAUUUUUAAAAGAAUUUCAUCAGAAAAAGAACAAGCAAAAUGUCAAAGGUAUCAUUACAAGUAUUUUUUAUUAAUUGAUUAAUGUCGUGAUGAAAUUUAUUUUUUGAUCUUAAUUAAGCUGCAAUUUAUUUAUUUCAGAUGAUAAGCAAGACACGGAAACACUUGUCUAACAUUCACGUUCCUAAAAAUCAAACCAACAGAAAAUAUUUUUAUACAAUUGUGUAAAAUCAGUGUAUGUAAGACAAACGUUAUGCUUACAUCAUAUAAUAUUUAUUCUCUAUAUUGACCUGGCAAAAAAGCCAUAAUAUAUAACAAGGUAUAUUAUAUAUUUGUACAACAUAUUUUAUACGACAUGCUCGAUGUUUGUAGUAUGGAUUUUUAAUGAAAGGUUUUAUUAAAACCAAUUUUGAUGUGUUAAUUUGAUUGCUGAAUAUGUUAUAAUUGCUUGUCUUGUUAUAAUGCUCUGCUUGCGCAACUUUAAAAUAGACUGAAUCCUGACAGUGUGAAAAUUUAUUUACAUCAGAUAUAUUUUACAGAAUAUUUUCUUAAUUUCUUCAUAUUAUUCCAGAUUACAAAUGUCUAUAACACAACUUGCACACAAAAAGAAUUUCUUGAAGUUUAAAUGUGUACGAAUUCUUAAAAUGCUAACUACUAUGAUCACAUCUUGUGCAUUCCAAUGUUAUAUUCCAAAUUUUAAUUGCAUUCAAAAUCUAUUACGAAAUGUCUAUCGGAAGCUUGGCAGACUUUCGAAUGUGUAUCCUCUCCAACCCUUUGUUGCUCUGUAGAUAUACACCGUGUGAUAAGCUAUUGAAGAAAAAUUUCAUGUUUAAUAUAUAGAAAAGUUAUGCAUGUUGCUGAAAUGUUUAGAAUGUAAAACAUGUGGAACAUAUACCUCCAGGAAGAAUACAGACUGCUGCACACACAAAAAAUA
Messenger RNA from Paramuricea clavata, 11417 nucleotides. The record is from the annotation of a GenBank genome assembly. Lineage: Eukaryota; Metazoa; Cnidaria; Anthozoa; Malacalcyonacea; Plexauridae.